This is a messenger RNA of Sporothrix brasiliensis 5110, 1410 nucleotides long. RefSeq lists its product as uncharacterized. The transcript has a single exon. The record is from RefSeq and is a predicted model, not a curated record. Lineage: Eukaryota; Fungi; Ascomycota; Sordariomycetes; Ophiostomatales; Ophiostomataceae. Bases 1 to 1410 code for a protein of 469 amino acids.
AUGUUCAGCCGUCGUUCUGGUCUCGCGACCUCCCUCCUCCUCGCCCUCGUCCUCAUCUGGAGCUUCAAGCUCCUGCCGCUCGGCGAAUACCAGUCCUACCCUACCGAUGCCUGGAACUCCGCCAAGGAGUCCAUCACCGGCGUCGUAGGCAGCGGCAAGCCCGGCGCCUCCACCUCCAAGCACGUCCAAAACUACUUUGACCAGGUCUUUGGCGCCGAGAAGCCGCCCAUCUUCCCCUUCACCGAGCUCCGCGCGGCCUGCGCGGCCGCCGACUUUGAGGAGAACGAGGCUUAUGUCAACUGCGUCGCCAUCACGGCCGGCAUGACCUCCAUCAUGUCCCAGGUCAAGGUCUGCUUCAAGAUGGCCAUCGAAACCGGCUCGCACAUACUGCUGCCGACCAUGCCCCUGCGCGACUCCAAGAACCUGCUCGACUUCAACUUCUUCAACGGCGACGCCUACAUGCCCUACGACGAGUGGUAUGACAUGGACCACCUGCGCACGCAGAUGGCCGAGGCCUGCCCCAAGAUGAAGAUCCUCCACCCCGACGACAUCAACCCCGACAAGGGCGGCACCGUCGCCGUCCGCCGCCGGUUCGAGAUCCUGUGCUCCGAGGUGCCCUUUUACGAAAAGUUCCACAGCUACUUCUGGGUCGGCCGGCCCUACAGCAAGUUCUUCCGCGAGCAGUUCAAGAUCCAAAUGGACCGCCUGGCCGAAGAGGAGGCCAAGCUGCCGGAGCCCGUCGUCGAGAACGGCGGCAUCACGCUCGUCAACAUUGACUCGGAGUUUUUGGUCUUCCGCAUCACCGACGACCCCACGCGCCGCGACCUGCGCCUCUGGACCGAGCUGUCCCACCUGAUCCGCUUCCGCGAAGACGUCCGCACCGUCGUCCAGCGCCUCGUCGACCGCCUGCCCAACGCCGGCAACUACAUGGGCGUGCACUUCCGCGCCGAGAACGACAGCAUCUGGAGCUCGCCCGAGCACCAGCUCGGCGUCGACCUCGACGCCCUCGACCGCGCCUGGGACAUGUUUGGCAACUACGGCGAGGAGAAGCCCCCCGUCUACCUGGCCUGCGGCGACCAGGAGCAGAUUGAGAUGUUCUCCAAGGCCGCCGCCGAGCGCGGCUGGUCCACCACGCACAAGUGGCAGCUCGCCACGCUCAACGACGACACCGAGACCGCCGGCCUGAUCGACAAGAUGGCCUUUGAUUUCCAGGGCGCCAUUGACAUGGGCAUCAUGGUGCGCAGCCGCUUCUUCAUGGGUGUCCAGGGCAGCGCCUUUUCGUCCACCGUCGGCAACCACCGCGACAUAACCGGCCGGUACCGCGGCAGCUCCUUUGACGUCCCCGACGACGGCGCGCGCACGCACCUGUUCAACGACUUGGACGCGAAGGAGUACCAAUGCUGUCUGUAA